AUACAAUAUCGUAAGCUACUUCUUCAAAAUCGUAUUAAAGAAUUUGAUAAAAGUCAAGAAACAGAAAAGGAUAUGUCUAAGCAAAAAACUAAAAUCCUUCCAAAUAUGAAUAAUAAUAUAGAUAUGGAUUUAUAUGAUGAAAAAAAUGUACGAAGAAUUAACAAAAUUCGAAACCUUAUUGAUCAACUAGCAAUUAUAUAUGAAAAUCCAAUUACUGCUAAAGAAUAUCUUGAAUAUGAAAAAGAAGAAGCAACACACCAAAUGAUGACUAAUAAAGAAAUCGUACGAAUUAUAAAUGAACCGAAGGAUAAUUUGAAUACUGAUAAAACUGUCAAAAUGCCUAUUAUUACUUAUCAUGAAACAUCUGAAGCACUCAAAAAAGUUAUUAAUUAUGUAGAACAAAGGGGUAACAAAAUUGAAUUUCAA
Messenger RNA from Racocetra persica, 426 nucleotides. Lineage: Eukaryota; Fungi; Glomeromycota; Glomeromycetes; Diversisporales; Gigasporaceae. The record is from the annotation of a GenBank genome assembly.